AUGACAACAAUCUCACCAUAUCAACAAUUCAUAGAAUCACCAUAUCAAGAAUAUCAAGAUUUCUUUGACGACAUCACAUUACAUAUGGAAAUUAUAAAAAAACUUACGUUACAAGACUUUCUUUGCCAAAAGAAACCUACUGAAGAAGAACUGAUCACUGUUUUUCCUCUUUCAAAAAUCAUUAAAGACCAUUUCUUUACGGCAAUCACAACAAUCCCUCAUUUGAAUCACUUUCUUUUGGUUUUAGUUCCGACACACUUGACCGAAAUGGAAUUCUAUUUUUUGUACCUCAAAGUGCUUUUUGCAAAACACAAGAACACGGACGUCUUCACACGAAUUCAGCAAAAACGAAAGAUGUUACAAACAAAACUCGACCCGUCCACGUUGUUCACUAUGAGAUAUGUUUAUUUGUUGAUAAAAAAUACACAAGUCACCAAUUUGGCAAUUUUUGAGAAAGCAAUUGCUAUUUCAAAUACAAAAACGAAUGGGAUGACAAAAAAGACCUUUGCAAACGUUUUGGCGAACUCCGACCACCUCCCACAUUGUCAAAAAGAGACGGACGAAAGGUAUAAUUUCGUUAUGUUUUUGUUUUGUGAAGUCUUUGAAAAUCAUGACGUCCAUUUCCCGUUUUUACCCAAUUUAUUCCAAACACUUAUUCAAAUGUAUGAUUUGGCAGACGCUUAUGCCGCUGUCUUCAAAUUUUUAAUCCAAGCCGAGUGUACUGGACUUUUCUAUACCUCACAAUUCGACUUUGAAAGUUGUGUAGAUUUCAUGGUGUGUGAAUUGGUCCAAUUUUUACCACACCUUGCAACGUUACUAUGGGUAGGUAAUCGGAAUAAUCUCGAAUCUUUUGUGACGACUGUGUUAGACACCUUUGGGAUGCCAUUGAUCGAAGGCCUCGACUUAAUCUACCAGAAGCCGAUCCUUGAAUUUUUCCUUGUCAAUGGCAAAGUUGGUUUUAUGAAAUUCUUUCACUUUUUAUUAAAGAAGGAGAAUCCAAUUGACUAUACUUCUCUUCAGUCGAUGAAAGGGAGUUGUAUAGCUUAUAUUGUUCAAAUUCACUCAACAACUACACAGCCAUUUGUUACGUUCAUAUUACAAGAAGGUUUAAAACCAUAUGUAACACACAACCACUUUAUUAUGACACUGAACUUCCCACCAGAAGAGUUACUCAAUGAGAUUCCAAAGAAGUGUAUAGUUGUACCUGAAGUUAUGAAGAGCUCACAAAUCAUCGACUCGGACACUUUCUUGAAGAUUGUUGAGUAUUUACCGCCACGAGUUAAACAAAACACUCCGGAGUUAAUCUUCACGUCGUCGGUUGAUGGGUUCAGUCUGAGAACUCUGUACUCCAAAUUGAAUAACUCGAUGAUGCUCCUCUUUCUCUUCCAAAAGGGGAAGUACACGUACGGCGCAUUUGUUGCUGAGGAUAUCGAGAUAAAGAGUGACUACUAUGGGAACAAAGAGACAUUUCUAUUUACAGUCAAGCCAGAACUGAAAAGGUAUUCCCAGAACAAGAAUAGUAAUCAAUUUGUUAUAAUGAGCAACUUCAGCUGUUUGGCUUUUGGCGGUGGAAGUGGAAGACCUGCACUUAUGUUCGACGAAAUGCUUAUGGCUAGUUCAGAGGCAUCUCAGACGUUUGGGAAUCCACCACUCUUCCCUAAGUACCUUAAUGGUGCUCGAUGUGAUAGAGUCGAGAUCUACUCUUUUUGUUAA
Messenger RNA from Entamoeba invadens IP1, 1713 nucleotides. RefSeq lists its product as hypothetical. Bases 1 to 1713 code for a protein of 570 amino acids. Lineage: Eukaryota; Evosea; Mastigamoebida; Endamoebidae. The record is from RefSeq and is a predicted model, not a curated record. The transcript has 4 exons.